AUGUCCACAUCCCAGCCCACCUUUCCUCCAAAUUCACGUCGUCACAUCCCCUAUCUCUCAUUCCACAAAACACUGAUCCGGCAGAUAUGUCGACCGCAGCAGGACGAUUUGGUGAUACUAGCCAAGGGAUUGGGUCUGCGGAGGAUAGUCUGUGCACUGCUGAAGACAUACGAUAGGAAAGAAGAUCUGGUUCUUGUGGUGGGCACUACGCCCGCGGACGAAGCUGGGAUAGGAGAUGAGCUGGGUAUUAUGGGUGUGAGAGAUCCGGGAUUUAGAGUAGUGGGAUAUGAAAUGAAUGUCAAGGAGCGAGAGGAGAUGUAUAGACAUGGAGGAUUGUUCUCGGUGACAAGCAAGAUCCUGGUGAAUGACUUCUUGAAGGGGACGAUACCGGCCAAACUUAUUACUGGUCUUGUCAUACUCCACGCAGAGAGAGUAUCUCAUGGAAGUCAAGAGGAGUUUGCUGUUCGUCUGUACCGACGAGAGAAUCAGAGCGGUUUCUGCAAAGCUUUUUCCGACGAACCCGAGAUGUUCGCGCAUGGUAUAUCACCGUUGAAAGAUAUGUUGGUGAAUCUAAAUAUGAACAGCGUGAUGAUAUGGCCAAGGUUCAACGAAGAUGUAAAGCAAGCUUUAGCGAGUCGGAGAGCAGAUGUAGUUGAGAUGUAUCAGCCUAUGACGGAUCUUAUGAGACAAUGUCAGGAUAGUAUAACGGAAUGUAUGGAAGCUAUGUUAGUGGAACUCAAGAGGGAUCAUUCUUUGAACCUUGAUCUGGAAGACAUCAACGUCCGGAAUGCCCAAUUCAAGAAUUUCGAUACCAUUGUUCGGUCAAAGUUGAAACCAGUCUGGCACAAAGUGGGUGCAAAAACCAAGAUUCACGUUGCUGCUUUGACGGAAUUGAGGAAUUUACACACAUGGCUACUGGAGUACGAUUCCGCUACAUUCGCCUCAUACAUCAAUACGCUGCAAAGACAACAUUUCCAAGCAGAAAAAUUGGCUACUGGGCCAGCUAGACAUGUACACGAUUGGUUCAAUGCGAAAUCAGCUAGUAAAUUGGUAGAAGCGUCUCAAGCUAGAGUAUCACAUAAAGCACCUAUAAUGGACAAUGAGCAUCAUGAUGAUUCUUCGUCGCGCGAAGAGGUCAGAGAAGGCCCACAGGGGGUCGACGAAGGUGUAGAUGAGUUCAGGGAUGAGGAAGAAGCACUCAGAGCAGCUGAGAGUAUGGCAACCACGAAUGGGACAGCUGAUGAUGAGAACGAAGAUGAGAUUAUGGAAGUAUUCGCUACUCAAACUCAGACUGUACCUCAGACGCAAAAUGACGAUGAAGACGAGGCAAUGGUAGAGAUAGGAACGAAUGGGGAUGGAGAUGGAGAGGACUCGCUCAGAGAGGCUACAGGUGAUGCUCCGCCAGUGUUUAGACCUGUUCUAGUAGGAUUGGAGGAAGGUCUAUCACGAAGUGUCAAGAAAAGGUUGAGAAAAGGUCAUGAAGCAGUCUUGGAAGAACAACCGAAAUGGAGUUUGUUAGCAAAGGUAUUGAAGGAGAUCGAAGACACCAUUGCUAGGGUGACAGAAUCGCACGCUGACUCACCUGGAACCAACAUCGUCUUGAUAAUGUGUUCGUCCGAUCGGACAUGUUUGCAACUACGUCAAUACCUAACAACGAUGCAAAAAACCGAUCCGGCCUUCGGUCCGAAGGCAGGAAAGAAAAUGAUGGAAACUUUGUUUUUGUCGAAUUGGCAACAUGAGAAAAACGGAGAAAGACUAUCGGAUCCAAACAAGAUGAAGGGGGAUGAAGGUGAUGAGGUGCGAGUAAAAAGAGGUGAGAUGGAAGAAAAGAGGUUAGAGGACGCGAACCAACGAAGGGGGGCCAACGGGAACAGAGGUAGAGGUGUACCUGCCUACAAACGAAGGAGGGUAAGAGGUGGCGCGGCUGCUGCGAUGGCUGCUCCCAGAUUGGCUGAUAUGGAAAGGGAUCACAAGGAGACGAUGAUGAAAGCUCAAUCUGCUUUUGCCGGUGGUGAUGAGGGUAUGGAGGAUCAGCAGAUGCAAUGGGCUUUGGCCGAGUCGUCAAGAGGGGCUGGAUUGUCUUCGUCUACACCUGCGCCUGAUCCGAGUUUAGCGUUACUAGCUCGAUCAGGUGUUGUGGAAGAACAAGAUCUCGACCCGACGACUUCAUCAUUGACUUUCUCAUACACUUCUUCGACGUCCAAUCGAUUCCCCGACAGCUCAGGCUAUGAUUUUGGUCUGAUGCCUGAAAACUUUGAAGAUGAAUAUGGACUUUUGGCACCUGAAGACACAGUCAUAAUACGGCCGUACGGAGGUGAAGAUGAUGAUAUCUUGUUGCAAGAGCUGAGACCUAGAUUUGUGGUUAUGUACGAACCGAAUCUUGCUUUUAUACGGCGACUGGAGGUUUACAAAAACAGUAAUCCGGGUUUGGCACUUCGAGUGUAUCAGAUGAUUUAUACCAAUUCAUUCGAGGAAGACAGAUUCUUGUCGACGAUAACGAGAGAGGCCGAGGCUUUCAAGAAGCUCAUAGAUGAUAGACAGACAAUGGUCAUCCCCAUAUACAACAAUAAUCCUCGAGCACCAAUGAGAGACAACGUGACUCGUUCGAAGACCACCUACUCGUCGAGGAAUGCCGGUGGUGGUGAGCCUGUUGAAGAUGCUCGUAUAAUCGUCGAUAUACGAGAGAUGGGAGCACUCCUUCCGUCUCUUAUCGAUGCUGCAGGUAUCAAAGUUGUACCUACUACGCUGACCGUGGGAGAUUACAUCUUGUCGCCUAAGAUGUGUGUGGAGAGAAAGGCUUUACCCGAUUUGGAGGCGAGUUUUGCAAAUGGUCGAUUACACACACAAUGCGAAUCGAUGACUGCUCAUUAUGAGAUCUGCAUCUUGCUUAUCGAGUUCGAAGAAGAUAAAUUCGGACUGAGGACCCGUGAGGAUGCCCGACGAGAAACUGCCGGACGAUCGUCCGAAAAAGACGACUCAUGGCGCGAUACAUUCUACCUCCAAUCAAAAUUAGUGUUAUUAACACUGCAUUUUCCGAAAUUGCGGAUUAUCUGGUCUUCGUCGCCACAUGAAUCCGUAAGGAUAUUAUCGGACUUGAAGCUGAACCACGAUGAACCCGAUGAGAUGAUUGCCACGAUGAAGGGAACGACCUCAGAAGGAGGAGUGACUGAAUCGUUCAGAAGUGGAAUCGAAAAUACAGGUUCGGUAGAAAUGUUACGUUCCAUACCUGGUGUAAGUGGACGGAAUCUGAAGUUGGUGAUGAGUAAGAUCGAAUCGAUAAGGGAUUUAGUUCGGAUGAAUAAGAGGGAGAUGAAGGGUUUGCUAGGUGAUGAGAAUGGAGAGAAGUGCUGGGAGUUUGUAAAUCACGAUUCGAGGUAUAGGAGGUAUUAG
This is a messenger RNA of Kwoniella botswanensis, 3390 nucleotides long. RefSeq lists its product as uncharacterized. The record is from RefSeq and is a predicted model, not a curated record. The coding region runs from base 1 to 3390 and encodes 1129 amino acids. Gene Ontology annotation, molecular function: damaged DNA binding; single-stranded DNA endonuclease activity; single-stranded DNA binding. Gene Ontology annotation, biological process: resolution of meiotic recombination intermediates; double-strand break repair via homologous recombination; nucleotide-excision repair involved in interstrand cross-link repair. The transcript is spliced from 14 exons. Gene Ontology annotation, cellular component: nucleotide-excision repair factor 1 complex. Lineage: Eukaryota; Fungi; Basidiomycota; Tremellomycetes; Tremellales; Cryptococcaceae.